AUGGAUAUCAACCGCCGUUUAGCUGUUUGCGCAUGCGUAGAACAGCACAUAAAAAAAUUGUCAGCUGGGAAUUUUCAGGACGCAGCUUUGACAAGUGUUGCUAGUGAGGAAACGUCACCACCGGCCCUGCAGUACCGUGACGUGCUGGUGCUGCACUGGGGGGACAUCAGGGAGGAGUCAGGAGUAGUGAGGGGAAUGCGAGGGGCCGACAUUCCCGUGCAGCCAGUCAGUGCAGUUUCAAUCUUGCAGAAUUCCAGUUUUUACGAUUACAACGGUUGGCCACGUCUGACAGACUGCUUCCUCAACACGGUGCUGGUGUGGGUGCCAUGUGCUUGCUUGUGGUGCCCUCUGCCCUUCUACCUGGUGGUGCUGGCCAGGAAAGGGGAAGUCACUCCACUUCAUGUCACCUGGCUGAACUCGGCCAAGACGUUUUCCAGCAUGGUGUUGAGCAUGGUGGCGCUGGUGUCGUUGAUACAAGGCUCUAAACUGUUGAGGGACGGCGGAAGUGACGUACUUCCUGUGGUCGCCUACCUGGCCAGCGCCCUGCGGCUGGUGUCGUAUGUGAGUCGCCGUGACGGCGCUGUAUAUAAGACCUCUACCUCUAGGUACAUCUACCUUGGGUGGCAAAGAGAUCUUACAGAGGCUGACCUUUUUGACCUCAACCCACGAGACAGCAGUGACGUCCUUGUCCCGUGCUUUGAACGAGAGUGGGAGUUGGAGAGAGAAAGACUUAGGAACAAACGAGCCAGGGAACGGCACCAGCGCCGACUCCGCUAUCACAUCACUUCAACUUCUUCCCAAAGACUCCAUAGAAGGAGACAUUCACCUUCCAGCAACCGUCUUGGAAACCAGGUCCCUCGCUCCCAGCUGUUACACCCACAAUUCGCGAGGAAAGGGCGGGGUCACCACAGCCUAUGGGACCCUCCACCGGCCAGGGGACGACGAGGUGAAGCAAGAAACGCCGUCGCUGCUCCGAGUCUUGGUGAAGCUCGUGGGACCUCGGCUCAUCCUCGGGCUGUUCGCGAACGCGGUAUCCGAAGGGAUCUUGAUUUUAUGCCCCAUGUUAUUAGGGCUGAUGAUCGAGCAGGUGACCAGCCCCGACAACAACGACAGGCAGGCGAGGUCUGGCUACGUGCUGGCGGUGCUGAUGUUCGUGGUGUACAUGGUCAGGACACUGCUCUCCAGUUUCAGCUUAUGGUGUUCACAACUGUCGGCAUGCAGCUGAAGACCAUCCUCAUUGCCGCCAUCUACAGAAAGUCACUAACGAUGAACAGCGCCGCACGACGACUGGCCGCUAGCGAGAUAACCAACCUCAUGUCUGUCGACUGUCAACGCAUUCAGGACGCCAUGUUCUAUGUCGUCACUUGGACCACUCCUCUACAGAUUAUCAUGGUUGUCGGUGUCCUCUACGUUUACAUCGGCCCCUCAGUCUUCGCCGGCGUCAUCGUGCUUCUCCUCCUCGUCCCCCUCAACUCCUACAUCUCAAGUUGUCAAAAGAAACUCAACAUCAGCAACCUCAAGUUCAAGGACAAGAGGCUUAGACUGACCAAUGAUAUGUUGAGUGGAAUGAGGGUGGUAAAGAUGUACGCAUGGGAACCUUCCUUCGAGAAGAUGAUCAAUGACUCGAGGAGCGAGGAGACAAAGGUGUUGCUCAGAAUUUCCUACCUGAACAUGUUUAUGGGUGUGUUCUACUACUUCGCACCUUUUCUGGUAACCCUGGCCACGUUUGCAACAUUUGUGGUUGUCUCCCCUGACAACCACCUGGACGCCCGGCGGGUCUUUGUGACCUUGGCCUUGUUGAACUUGCUGAGAGAUCCCCUUGACCUUCUGGCCAAAGCCAUCUCCUUGACCGUUCAGUCUAUGGUGUCAGUGCAAAGGAUCAACAAGUUUCUGUGCUGUGAAGACCUUGACACAGACAGUGUUACCUGUGCUGCUGAUGAAGUCGACGCCAUAUCCAUCAGAAACGGAACGUUCACGUGGGACAAACACUACAAACCUGUCUUGAAAAACGUCGACAUCAGCGUCGGUGUCGGCAGGCUGGUGGCGGUGGUGGGUCACGUGGGAAGCGGAAAGUCGUCAUUGAUCUCGUCACUUCUCGGAGAAACGGAAAGAGUAUCAGGGAAAGUAACCAUGAAGAGUUCUGUGGCUUACGUCCCUCAGCAAGCGUGGAUACAAAACGCCACGAUACGGAGUAACAUUCUCUUCGGGAACUUCAACCUACAAAGAUAUCAACAGGUCCUGCGGGCAUGCGCACUCGAACGCGACCUGGAAAUACUGUCAGCAAGAGACAUGACUGAGAUUGGCGAAAGGGGCAUCAACCUCAGUGGGGGUCAGAAGCAGAGAGUGAGUCUGGCCCGCGCCGUGUACAGUGACAGCGACAUCUACCUACUGGAGGACCCGCUCAGCGCCGUGGACUCGCACGUGGGCAAACACAUCUUCACCGAGGUCAUUGGCCCCAACGGCUUGCUCCGGCACAAGACGAGGGUGCUGGUGACACACGGCAUCCACUGGCUGCCGAUGGUUGACGAGAUCAUCGUGCUGUCCGACAACGGCAUCUCGGAGAAAGGCAGCUACGACACUCUCAUGUCCCACGACGGACCCUUUGCUCGCUUCCUCAAACUUCACCUGCAACAGAAGGAGGACAUGGAGGAAGAGGAAGAUCCUGAAAUCUCGAUUCUUAUCAACAAGAUCCGAGAGAACGUGGAGACUGUGACUUCCGAUGGCGCAACUUCCGGCGAAGAUCUGACAUAUCAAGACUACUCUAGACGAAGGAAGUCUACAAGGACAACAUCAAAAUCAUCGUGGAUGACUGAUUCAACGAAAAGUAAAUUCAGCACGUGCCACCUUGAGGAAGACACAUCUUUACAGGAGAACAACUACAGGCUGGUGAAGGAAGAGACAAUUGAGAAAGGAAACGUGAAGUGGAGCGUGUUUCUCACCUACAUACGAGCAGCAGGCGCCGUACCCUUCACAGCAUCCAUUUUGUUCUUCCUCCUCUUUCAAGCCAUCAACGCCUCAAGUAACUUCUGGCUCAGCCGCUGGACAGAUGACAACUUCCUCGCCACAUCCCACGGAAACGCCACCUUGCGGCACGACUACACAGCCAAGAAUGACUACUACCUGAUGGUGUUUGUAAUGUUUGGCAUCGGGCAGAGUAUAAUCUUUGUCCAUAUUUGGUUUCGUACAGUCGUCACGCUGGUCCUGAGCAACUUCUUGCUGUGUGUUCGAACGGUUGUUGCCUCCAAAAACCUUCACAGCAGACUUCUUGCUAGUGUACUGCGGUCACCAAUGGUCUUCUUUGACACGACUCCAGUUGGACGAAUAAUAAACAGAUUUUCGCGUGACAUAGAUACCAUCGACAACAUCCUUCCAAACAACAUUCAGGAGUCUGUCUCAGCUGGGACGAUGAUUCUUGUCACCAUCAUCGUCAUCUCCAUCAGUACACCGCUCUUCAUUUUCCUAGUUAUUCCUGUCAUCAUCCUGUAUUUCCUCAUACAGAGCUUCUACAUCCCGACGUCCCGGCAGCUGAAGAGGAUGGAGUCGGUCACUCACAGCCCCAUCUACGUCCACUUCAGCGAAACCAUCAGCGGCGGCGCCACCAUCCGCGCCUACCGAGCGGUCGACCGCUUCAUCGAGGAGAUAAAACGACGGGUGGACAGAAACCAGUCCUUGUACUUUACUAGUCUGAGCGCACACAGGUGGAUGACAAUGAACCUAGAAAUCAUCACAAAUCUUAUCAUUUUCGGUGCUGCCAUCUGUUCUAUUGUCACCCCUGGCAUUGGAGGAGGAACUUUGGGAUUUUCUGUGACUAACGCGAUGCAGAUGUCGGAAUAUUUGGGCUGGAUUGUCCGAAUGAUUAGCGAUCUUAUAACGAGCAUGGUGUCCGUGGAGAGGGUGAAGGAAUACUCACAACUGGAUCAGAGGUCAGAAAAGGGCCCUUCAAUAGCUCCAUGGACUAACCCUUUGAGACGUCCAGAUACUUCGUGGCCCGAGAGAGGUCGCCUGCUGUUUAGUGAGUACAGCACGCGCUAUCGACCCGGCCUUGACCUCGUGUUGCGAGACAUCAGCUUCAUUGUUGAGGCUGGUCAGAAGGUUGGUAUCGUUGGAAGGACAGGGGCAGGUAAAUCCUCGAUGACGCUUUCUCUCUUCCGGUUGAUCGAGGCCUGUAACGGCUACAUCAUCAUCGACGGCGUCAACAUCGCCGACAUCGGGCUCCACGACCUGCGCUCUCGCAUCACCAUCCUGCCCCAGGAUCCCGUGCUCUUCUCUGGCACGCUACGGAUGAACCUUGACCCGCUGGGUCAAUAUUCAGAUGACCAAAUUUGGAAAUCUCUGGAGACUGCUCAACUUAAACGCUUUGUAGAAGAGUUGCCAGAAAAGUUGGACCACCAUGUGGGAGAAGGGGGACAGAAGCUAAGUGUAGGUCAGCGGCAGUUGGUGUGUCUGGCCAGGUCGCUACUUCGCCGAACCAAAAUCCUGGUCCUGGACGAGGCCACGGCCGCCGUUGACAUGGAAACCGACUCCCUCAUCCAGAACACCAUCCGUGAGGCCUUCAGCUCCUGCACCAUCAUCACCAUCGCACACCGCCUCAACACCAUCAUGGACUACGACAGGAUCCUCGUGCUGGAUGAAGGGUUAGUGAAGGAGUACGACUCGCCACACGUGCUUCUUGCGAACAAACAGAGUAUUUUCUACGGCAUGGCCAAGGACGCUGACCUUGUUUAAUAGGGUCAAGGAUGCUAACCCUGUGUAACUAUGGCAAAUGCUCUGAUAAAACUUGGCAUGUCUAAGGUGAUAACUCUGUAUAAAAUUAUCAAGAACGUUGUCGUCGGUGCGAUCGUUUGUUACUUAAACAGCUGAGCGCGGUUUAAAGUUUGGAAAACGUUUUGUUUACUCGGUAACUUUAUUCAAAAUAAAAGCAACUAAGUGUAGAACUAACAGGUUAACCUCUCACCCUCACAUCUCACCAACACACAGGUACUCACGUAAAUACACAUAGGUUUCCAGAGCAAACAAAACCAAAUUUUGUAUCCCAAAGAAAAUAUAAAAAUCCGUCCAAGAAGAACAUGCUACUUUGUCAAUAAAAACAAGUUGCUUUGCCUACUUAACUGUAACACUUAUAAUAAAACCAGUCACCAUUAUAGACGCUGUAAUAUUAUGAUGCGCAAUAACAGGACACCACUAGCAAAUGCGAUAUGAUAAGGGGUAGAAUUCAUCAAUAAAAAGUCCUUUCCUUGUUAAUCUUUGUCUAAUGUUAGUCCCUUUUAUCUGAAUAAAUAUGAAGACAGACAAAUAUAUGUGUGUGUCUUGUUAAUAACAA
Pomacea canaliculata is the source of this 5320-nucleotide messenger RNA. RefSeq names its product multidrug resistance-associated protein 1-like. Gene Ontology annotation, cellular component: membrane. Gene Ontology annotation, molecular function: ATP hydrolysis activity; ATP binding; ABC-type transporter activity. Gene Ontology annotation, biological process: transmembrane transport. NCBI's taxonomy places the organism in Eukaryota, Metazoa, Mollusca, Gastropoda, Architaenioglossa, Ampullariidae. The record is from RefSeq and is a predicted model, not a curated record.